GGCGGCCUCGGGGCCAAUGACAGGGCGACGAGCGGCGGGGUCUGGUCUUGACGUUGUGCUGCUUGCCGUGGGGUUUUUUUUUGGCUCCGGGGCCCCUCACCGCCGCCAUUAGGAGCCCGCUGCGCCCGAGGCCGCCCCCCCUCCUCUCUCCCCCCUCCCCCCUGCGUCCCCCCGCCUCCGUGCCUGCUCUCCGCCCCUCUGCCCCCGCCUCCGGCAGCGGGAGUCGCGCGCGGGCCCGCGGUGACCAUGUCCUGACUGGGGGGAGAGGGCGGAGGCGGCAGCAGCGGGGCGGGCGGCGGCGCGGAGGGAGGCGGAGAGGGGCCGGGCUCGGCUCGUCGCCGCGGGCUGCUCGGGGAGUCGCCGCCGCCGCCGCGGCCGCCGGGCGCCGAGCGUCGGACUGGGAGGAGGAGCAGGAGCUGGAGGAAGAGCCACCGCCGCCGCCAGCUUCCUGCCUGACAUAACUCACUUCAAGAAGUGCACAAUGUCAGAACGUGGAAUUAAGUGGGCUUGUGAAUACUGUACGUAUGAAAACUGGCCAUCUGCAAUCAAGUGUACUAUGUGUCGUGCCCAAAGACCUAGUGGAACAAUUAUUACAGAAGAUCCAUUUAAAAGUGGUUCAAGUGAUGUCGGUAGAGAUUGGGAUCCUUCUGGCACCGAAGGAGGAAGUAGUCCUUUGAUAUGUCCAGACUCUAGUGCAAGACCAAGGGUUAAGUCUUCAUACAGCAUGGAAAAUGCAAAUAAAUGGUCAUGCCACAUGUGCACGUAUUUGAACUGGCCAAGAGCAAUCAGAUGCACUCAGUGUUUAUCCCAGCGUAGGACCAGGAGUCCCACAGAAUCUCCUCAAUCCUCAGGAUCUGGCUCAAGACCAGUUGCUUUUUCUGUUGACCCUUGCGAGGAAUACAAUGAUAGAAAUAAACUGAACACAAGGACCCAGCAUUGGACUUGUUCUAUUUGCACAUAUGAAAACUGGGCCAAGGCUAAAAAAUGUGUUGUUUGCGAUCAUCCCAGACCUAAUAAUAUUGAAGCAAUCGAGUUGGCAGAGACGGAAGAGGCUUCUUCAAUAAUAAAUGAGCAAGACAGAGCUCGAUGGAGAGGAAGCUGUAGCAGUGGCAACAGCCAAAGAAGAUCACCGCCGACUACGAAACGGGACUCUGAGAUGAAAAUGGAUUUUCAGAGGAUUGAGUUGGCUGGUGCUGUUGGCAGCAAGGAGGAACUUGAAGUGGACUUCAAAAAACUAAAGCAAAUUAAAAACAGGAUGAAGAAGACUGAUUGGCUAUUCCUCAAUGCUUGUGUGGGGGUUGUAGAAGGUGAUUUAGCUGCUAUAGAAGCGUACAAAUCAUCAGGAGGGGACAUUGCCCGUCAGCUCACUGCAGAUGAAGUGCGCUUGCUGAGCCGUCCUUCCGCUUUCGAUGUUGGCUAUACUCUGGUGCACCUGGCUAUACGUUUUCAGAGGCAGGAUAUGCUAGCAAUAUUGCUUACAGAGGUGUCUCAACAAGCCGCAAAGUGUAUUCCAGCAAUGGUGUGUCCUGAACUGACAGAGCAAAUCCGGCGUGAGAUAGCUGCCUCUCUUCAUCAGAGAAAGGGGGAUUUUGCUUGCUAUUUCCUAACUGACCUUGUAACAUUUACGUUGCCAGCAGAUAUUGAAGACUUGCCUCCAACAGUCCAAGAAAAAUUAUUUGAUGAGGUGCUUGAUAGAGAUGUUCAAAAAGAGUUAGAAGAAGAAUCUCCAAUUAUAAACUGGUCCUUGGAAUUGGCUACGCGUUUGGACAGUCGACUAUAUGCACUUUGGAACCGGACUGCAGGAGACUGCUUACUUGAUUCAGUACUACAAGCUACCUGGGGCAUUUAUGACAAGGACUCGGUGCUUCGGAAAGCCCUGCAUGACAGCCUGCAUGACUGUUCACAUUGGUUUUAUACGCGUUGGAAAGAUUGGGAGUCCUGGUAUUCUCAGAGCUUUGGUUUACAUUUUUCCUUGAGAGAAGAACAGUGGCAAGAAGACUGGGCAUUUAUACUCUCUCUUGCUAGUCAGCCUGGAGCAAGUUUGGAACAGACCCACAUUUUUGUACUUGCACAUAUUCUUAGACGACCAAUUAUAGUUUAUGGAGUAAAAUAUUAUAAAAGUUUCCGGGGAGAAACUUUAGGAUAUACUCGGUUUCAAGGUGUGUAUUUGCCUUUGUUGUGGGAACAGAGUUUUUGUUGGAAAAGUCCGAUUGCUCUGGGCUAUACAAGGGGCCACUUCUCUGCUUUGGUUGCCAUGGAAAAUGAUGGCUAUGGUAACCGAGGUGCUGGUGCUAACCUGAACACCGAUGACGAUGUCACCAUUACAUUUCUGCCUCUGGUUGACAGUGAAAGGAAGUUACUCCAUGUGCACUUUCUUUCUGCUCAGGAGCUAGGUAAUGAGGAACAGCAAGAAAAGCUGCUCAGGGAGUGGCUGGAGUGCUGUGUGACUGAGGGAGGAGUUCUCGUGGCUAUGCAGAAGAGCUCUCGGCGGCGAAAUCACCCUCUGGUCACGCAAAUGGUAGAAAAAUGGCUUGACCGCUACCGACAGAUCCGGCCUUGUACAUCCCUGUCUGAUGGGGAGGAAGACGAAGAUGAUGAAGAUGAAUGAAAAUAAUCAAAGAGCAGAAGAGCAAGGCUCAUCGUGUCACAGACUUAAUCUGUGUUAAGGGACUAUUGCUGUGCAUAGGCGGUUGGGGUCUCCUUUUUGUGCAUACGUCACCCCCUCACUGAUUGCCUGUUUGACAAGUGGUUGUGAAGAUGACCUUGAGCGGCCACUCUGCUCCCCGGAGUGAUAGGUCAGUAACCAUUUGCGCCAUCUCUGUCCAGGAUACCUCUAUCCGUGUCGGGUGGUUUCAGUGUAAUUUUUCUUGGGCGAGUUGGGAUGGGACCACCACCUUGAAAUGAGUGAGGAGGUUGAUGCUUUAAGUUGCCAUGACUUUUUUUUUUAAAUGGGAAAGGGUGGGGGGAGGCGGUUGAAAAGGAGUUCAGUACCUGGAAUUGGAUGUGACCAACAUUUGCAGAUACCGCUAGUAGUAAGCGGUUUAAUGCUAUUUAAGAAGGAAGACCCAUAAAAUCAACUGAAAGUUCCUAACCUAUGGAAAUGGCUGAUGUUAAUUAGUUUGUAACAUUUCUUUGUAAAUAUCAUUAAAAAAAUUUUUUUUUUGAGAUUCACCUCCCUUCCUGCAUUAAUGCUUGAGCCAGAUAAUUUUGCUUUUGGGUAAAUUAAAAUCAAAAUUCUAAAACUUGACCAACUUUGUUUCUUGAAUUGACUUAG
Molecule: messenger RNA, 3274 nt
Organism: Eubalaena glacialis (North Atlantic right whale)
Lineage: Eukaryota; Metazoa; Chordata; Mammalia; Artiodactyla; Balaenidae
Gene: ZRANB1
Product: zinc finger RANBP2-type containing 1
Exons: 11
Coding region: 482-2608 (708 amino acids)
Biological process (GO): cytoskeleton organization; positive regulation of Wnt signaling pathway; protein K33-linked deubiquitination
Cellular component (GO): cytoplasm; nucleus
Molecular function (GO): cysteine-type deubiquitinase activity; K63-linked polyubiquitin modification-dependent protein binding
Source: RefSeq, a predicted model, not a curated record